Molecule: messenger RNA, 4434 nt
Organism: Vicugna pacos (alpaca)
Lineage: Eukaryota; Metazoa; Chordata; Mammalia; Artiodactyla; Camelidae
Gene: XYLB
Product: xylulokinase
Biological process (GO): D-xylose metabolic process; phosphorylation; xylulose metabolic process
Cellular component (GO): cytosol
Molecular function (GO): D-xylulokinase activity
Source: RefSeq, a predicted model, not a curated record
GGGCAAGGGGCGGGCCGGUUGAAGCUCCGCCACGGUCUGGCCGCGGGAAGGACUGACGGAUAGAGGGGCUGCUGGAGCCUCAGGGGCCAUGGCCGAGCCCGCCGCUCGCCGCUGCUGCCUGGGCUGGGACUUCAGCACGCAGCAGGUCAAAGUUGUUGCUGUUGAUGCAGAGCUGAAUGUCUUCUAUGAGGACAGUGUACAUUUUGACAGAGACCUUCUAGAAUUUGGGACUCAAGGUGGAGUUCACGUUCACGAGGAUGGGCUGACAGUGACUUCUCCAGUCCUGAUGUGGGUCCAGGCUUUGGAUAUCAUCUUGGAGAAGAUGAAGGCUUCGGGCUUCGACUUCUCUCAAGUCCUUGCCUUGUCUGGGGCGGGCCAGCAACAUGGAAGUGUGUACUGGAAGGCCGGGGCCAGCCGGGUGCUGACAAGCCUGUCACCAGACCUCCCGUUACAUGAGCAGCUACAGGCCUAUUUCUCCAUCACUGACUGCCCGGUGUGGAUGGACUCCAGCACAACAGCCCAGUGCCGCCAGCUGGAGGCCGCCGUGGGCGGGGCCCAGGCUCUCAGCAGCCUCACCGGGUCUCGUGCCUAUGAGCGAUUUACAGGAAACCAAAUCGCAAAGAUUUACCAGCAGAACCCCGAGGCCUACUCACACACGGAGAGAAUUUCCUUGGUCAGUAGUUUUGCUGCUUCCCUGUUCCUUGGGUCUUACUCCCCUAUUGAUCACAGCGAUGGUUCUGGAAUGAAUUUGUUGCGGAUCCAUGACAAAGUCUGGUCGCGGGCCUGUCUUGCAGCCUGCGCACCUCAUUUGGAGGAGAAGCUCGGCCCGGCGGUGCCAUCCUGCUCGGUCGUGGGGUCCAUUUCUUCCUACUAUGUUGGGCGCUAUGGGUUUUCUCCAGGAUGCAAAGUGGUGGCCUUCACUGGGGACAACCCAGCGUCACUGGCCGGCAUGAGGCUGGAGGAAGGUGACAUUGCGGUCAGCCUGGGCACCAGCGACACCCUGUUUCUCUGGCUCCAGGAGCCCACGCCCGCCCUGGAAGGCCACAUCUUCUGCAGCCCGGUGGACCCGCAGCACUACAUGGCGCUUCUGUGCUUUAAAAAUGGCUCCCUCAUGAGAGAGAAGAUCCGUGAUGAGUCUGCUUCCCAUUCCUGGAGUGAGUUCUCCAAGGCACUGCAGUCCACGGAGAUGGGGAACAGUGGAAACCUGGGUUUUUAUUUUGAUGUAAUGGAGAUCACCCCUGAAAUUAUUGGCCGUCAUAGGUUUACUGCAGAAAACCGAGAGGUCUCAGCAUUCCCUGGGGAUGUGGAGAUUCGAGCACUGAUCGAAGGACAGUUCAUGGCCAAGAAGAUUCAUGCUGAGGGCCUGGGCUAUCGAGUCAUGCCCAAGACAAAGAUUUUGGCCACGGGAGGGGCAUCUCAUAACAGAGACAUCUUACAGGUGCUUGCAGAUGUGUUUGGUGCCCCGGUGUACGUCAUAGACACCACCAACUCAGCCUGUGUGGGCUCUGCUUACCGAGCUUUCCAUGGCCUUGCAGCUGGAACAGGCAUGCCCUUUUCAGAGGUGGUGAAAUUAGCCCCAAAUCCCAGGUUAGCUGCUACCCCAACCCCGGGAGCUUCUCAGAUCUAUGAGGCCCUCCUCCAGCGGUAUGCCAAGCUUGAGCAGAGAAUCCUGACUCAGACCCGGGAGCCUCCAGAGCGAAUUCCGCAGGCCGAGGCUCACUGAUCCCACUUGGAGAUGUGGCCCUGGACAGCAACGAUCCGCUUCCCUGUUCUGAGCAGCUCUGCCUGCCCACCUGACUCCUUGUAGUGCUCCAGCUCUGCCGAGGACCACCUUAAAGCCUGCCUUAGCGCAUCUUCUUGAACAUAGAUGGGCUGCUUUUUUUCUGGGGCAGGAAGACAUCUCUCUUUUUCUGCUUUUAAACCCAGGAGGCAAGAUAACACAGCCUGGGAUAUGUCCAAUAAAAAUUGUGACUUUUCCCAUUUCAGGACCUAAAUCAGCAGAAUGGGGGAGACAUAGCAAAACAGAUUCUUUCCUCUUGAUUCACCAGUUUUCAGAAUAAUGAGUUGAUUCCCAAGCAUCCUCUAAUAGCAACUAGAUUUUAGUAUCAAUAUGAUGCAUGUAACAUAUUUUAUAUGUCUUAAUCCAUUGCAGUAAUUAUUCUUAUCCUUGUCUUCCUUUUGUUAGCCAUUCUCUCCAACUUUUCUCCUGCUUUCCUGAUCUAUCAUUCAUUCUUUCUUCUUUUUUUGGGGGGGGUGGUGGUAAUUAGGUUUAUUUUUUCACUUUUUUCAGGAAGUACUGGGGAAUGAACCCAAGACCUUGUGCAUGCUAAGCAUGUGCUCUACCACUUGAGCUAUACCCUCCCCUUCCCUCCUAUUCUUUCUUCUUUACUGAUGCUUCUGCUCUGUCUACUUCUUAAUUAUUGCUGGGUCCCAAGCCUCUGUUCUCAUUCCUCUUUCCCUCCCAUUCUGUCCUCUCUUGUUGGAUGGUUUCAUCUAGUCUUGGGCUUCAAUUGCUACUUAUAGCAGUAACACCCAGAUCUAUGUUUUCAGCCAGGACUCUCCUUGGAGUCUGUCAGCGUUCUCACAGGGGUACUUCAGACCCCACUUAUCUUCCUUCGCCCUUCCCCAAACCUCCUCCUCUAGAGGUCUUGUUUCAGUGAAUUGGCACCACUCUCCAUCCAUUUGUUCAUUCAGGAAUGCAAACCUCAAACUCAGAUAUCCUCUUUCCCAUGUCAAGUCAGUUACCAACCAUGUUGGUUAUUCCUUUGGUAACUCUUAAAGCAGUUCCUUUCUCUUUAUCCCUCCUGUUUUACUUUAGACCCCUUGCAUCUUUGCUCAAAUUAUUGCAGAAGCCUCCGUAGAAGGUCCUCUGGGUCUGCCUUCUGCAAAAUGCUCCAGAUUUUUCUUGUGCCACAAGCCCUCACCUACGUUGGGACUUCAGUUAAACCAAACUACUUGUGGUCUUACUCAGAGCAGGAAAAUGCUACAAACAGGUUUGACAGACCCGGUGGAUCAGAGCAGUGGCUAGUGGGAACUCAAAGGGAAAGGGUUUAGAAAACGAGUAGGACUAGAGAUAACCACUUCUGAGAAAAAUGACAUCUUGAGAGGGAGUGGUGUCCCUUGCAGGCUUGGUGGAUGAAGGCAAACAAAGAAGCAAGAAGGCAAAGGUUGAUGGCCAACAACAGUAAGUCAAAGAUUUGGAAUAAAACAGGCAAUUCUUACCACCACCACCUAGACAUUACUGACUAGAGAAGUUUAACAUUAUUGAUCAACAGAAGAGUGCAUUCAUCUAUCAAGAAACAGAGAAAGCGACUGAAUCCAUUCCUCAUUUUUCCUCUGCUCCCACAGAGUUGCCUGUUAUUACAAGGAUGUCAGUGUAAAUAGAACAUACUUUAAAGCAUAUAGAAGAUAGGGAUGAACAAAGCUAAGACAGCAAAAGCAAUACAAGGGAAGAGCUGAAAACGCCCAGGAAGAAAAUGAGACAAAGAAGACAGGCAGAAGAAAUCUAACACUGAAAAUUGGAGAUCUCAAAGCCAAGAGGUGAGACAAUGGAACAGAGUUAUUAUUUAAAACUGUACCCCAAGAGAAAUUCCUGAAAACAAAAGACCCAAAUCUAUAUCUUGAAGGGGACUACUAUCUUGUUACUUGGAAAACUGACCCAGAAUGAUCAACUGAGACACAGCCUUGCAAAGUAUUAUACUUUGAAGCUGAGGGAAAAAAAACUGUCUAGGCCAAAAGACCUAGUCUCUUAAAAAGGAAAGAUCAGGUUGGCACCAAACUUCUCAAAAAGCAAACAGCAGUGGAGCAAUAUUUUUAAGAAACCCGAAGGAAAAAUAUGAACUGAGUGUUUCAUGUCCAGCUAAGUUGCCCUGUAAGUAUCAAGGAUGUUUGAAAAAUUUUGUUUUAAUUAUGCAAGAGCUCAGGAAAUGAUGUACUCAUAACCCUUAUGAUUCUACUCAAACAAGCUUCAUCCAAGGAAGAGAUGAUUGGGGAAACUUCAGCAAAAGGACUGGUAGUGAGUAUUGAGUAUCUUUAGUUAUAGAUCUAAGACCAAAGUGGAAGUGGGGAUAAGGGUGGAAGAAUAGUAUCAGAUGGCACGUACUUUGACAAGGUGGAAGUAACACAACUAAGUAAAUAAAAAAGAAGGGAGAGAAGAAGGGGACAGUACAAAGAGCUCUGUUGCAAAGGCAAUAUGUACGAGCCAAAGGAUAUCUUUUAAAGUUGACAAGCUAAGCGGGUAGGGUAUAGCUUAAGCGGUAGAGCCCAUGCUUAGCAUGCAUGAGGUCCUAGGUUCAAUCCCCAGUACCUCCUCUAACAGUAAAUAAAUAAGUAAACCUAAUUAUCUGCCCCCACCAAAAAAAAAAAAUUAAGACAGAGGUUACAAUUUCUGUAUCCGAUAAGGUAGAAUUCAGAAAAAAAAAAACAAAAAACCAA